UCCUCCCCAAUGCCCCAAAUCCAGAAGAAAAUGUCCAUUCGCUUCGCCCGCUCCCUCUCCUUCCCCCUCCCCACCGCCGCCAAAUCUCGCUCCGCCUUCCACCACCGAUCCCUCACCCUUCCUCCCCGUCUCCACCCCCUCGUCGCCCAAAUCGACACCGACAUCCAAUCCCUCCGAUCCUGGCAACAAAACCCUAACUCCUCAUCCUGGAUCGCCGACGGCCUCUCCCGCAUCGACCACCUCCACUCCUCCUUCUCCGAUCUCUUAAACCAUCCACAAUCCCAAACCCUCCUCCGCCUACGCCGUUCCAUCUGGGCCGACCGCCUCCUCGAAGAUUCCCUCCGCUUCGCCGACGCCCACGGCUGCUUCCGAUCUGCUAUCAUCGCCUUACAUGAUCACCUCUCCGCCGCCCACGCCGCCGUGCGUCGCCGCGACGAUGCCGCCCUAGCCUCCGCCUCCCGCGAACAGAAGAAGACUGAGAAGCAGUUGCUCAGGUUGGCUGCCGAUGCAAGGAGCAUUGGGCGGUCUGGGAUAGCUCUGUCGUCGGCAAAUGCGGAAUUGGCCGGCGUUGCCCAUGAGGUGAUUCUUGGAAAUAUAUUUAAACCCUUAAAGCUCAAAUUAAAGCCACAGGUGACGGUGGCGACUGCGGCGGCUUCAGCGGCAGUGUUCGCCGGAAUAGCUAUGUUAGCCUCGGCUGCGGUGGCGGGGUUGUCGGCGGCGGGUUUGUCGCCGAAGUGCGUGGUGGGUACCAUGUUGUGGAGAUCGGCGGCGUUCAAGAAGAGGGUGGAGGAGGAAGGGGAAAGGUGGAGGGAGAAGGCGAUGGAGAAAAUGGAGGCUGUGGAAAAAUCCAUUUCCGAAUUGGAGGUUUGGAGCCACAGAGUUUUUCGCAGAAUGCUGAAUACCAGAGUCUUCCUCCUCAACGCUCAAACUCCAAUCCUGGAAAAUGAGAUAUUUCUAAGGUGACUGUAGCUCAAAGGGAAAAAAAAGAAAAAUUUUAUGCAUUUGAUUCAUAUUUUUAAAUUUUACUCAAAAUU
Dendrobium catenatum is the source of this 1034-nucleotide messenger RNA. RefSeq lists its product as uncharacterized. The transcript is spliced from 2 exons. Gene Ontology annotation, biological process: shoot system development; root development. The record is from RefSeq and is a predicted model, not a curated record. NCBI's taxonomy places the organism in Eukaryota, Viridiplantae, Streptophyta, Magnoliopsida, Asparagales, Orchidaceae. The coding region runs from base 10 to 963 and encodes 317 amino acids.